UUUUGGGGAACUGCUGUCCUCAGAAGAAAUGUUAAGAGUGGAGGUGGAGCUGGGCAUGGUGACACACACCUGUGACCUCAGCACUUGGAAGGCUGAGGCGAAAGAGUUGCCACACGGUCUCGACCAGCCUGGCUGUCCAGGGAGACUGUUUGGGAGGAAAGUGAGGCCGACGGGCGCUCAGCGCCAUGCAGGAGGGUGGCAGGGGAGCCGCGGAGGGGCCGCAGAGGUCCGCUGCGAGCUUCGAGAAGUCAGCUUCGAGGGCCAGUCUCCUAAGCCCUGCUCCGGCUCUGGGGUCACUCUGGGCCCCUCUUUCCAGAAGUGCCUGCUCUUCUCCAAGCAGUUCAUGCACCAGGGCAACGUGGCCGAGACUACUCGGUUUGAGAAACUCGCCCAGGACCGCAAGAAACAGCUGCAGAUUCUCCAGCUGGCCCGGGCCCAGGGCCUCGACCCUCCCAGCCACCACUUUGAGGUGAAGACCUUCCAGACUGUGAGGAUCUUCUCAGAGCUCAACAGCACGGAAAUGCAUCUGAUCAUCGUCCGGGCCAUGAACCUCCCAGCCCCGCCAGGAGUGACCCCUGACGACUUGGACGCAUUUGUGCGCUUUGAGUUUCACUACCCUAACUCGGACCAGGCUCAAAAGAGCAAAACGGCUGUGGUUAAGAACACAAACUCCCCAGAAUUCGAUCAAGUCUUCAAACUCAAUAUCAACCGAAACCACUGUGGUUUCCGGAGGGUGAUCCAGAGCAAAGGACUCAAGUUUGAGAUCCUCCACAAAGGGUCCUUCUUCAAAAGUGACAAGCUGGUUGGUACAUCACACCUGAGAUUGGAGCGGCUAGAGAAGGUGUGUGAGAUCAGAGAGAUUCUGGAGGUCCUGAAUGGAAGGAAGCCCAUCCUGCCUCACUUCUGGCUGCUGCUGUCCCCUGCUGUGGCAGAGGCGACGUCCAGCCUCUGCUCACCCCUGCUUCCCCUGCCACCGUGA
Messenger RNA from Jaculus jaculus (lesser Egyptian jerboa), 979 nucleotides. Its product is annotated as coiled-coil and C2 domain-containing protein 1B-like. Gene Ontology annotation, cellular component: nucleus. Gene Ontology annotation, molecular function: DNA-binding transcription repressor activity, RNA polymerase II-specific; RNA polymerase II cis-regulatory region sequence-specific DNA binding. Gene Ontology annotation, biological process: regulation of transcription by RNA polymerase II. The transcript has 9 exons. The record is from RefSeq and is a predicted model, not a curated record. Lineage: Eukaryota; Metazoa; Chordata; Mammalia; Rodentia; Dipodidae. Bases 29 to 979 code for a protein of 316 amino acids.